Hypoxylon trugodes is the source of this 1576-nucleotide messenger RNA. RefSeq names its product Aldo/keto reductase. Lineage: Eukaryota; Fungi; Ascomycota; Sordariomycetes; Xylariales; Hypoxylaceae. The record is from RefSeq and is a predicted model, not a curated record. Bases 474 to 1544 code for a protein of 356 amino acids. The transcript has 2 exons.
CUUAUUAACUAGAUCUCCAUCUCAGCUGGCUGUUACAUGCAUACGGAUUUUACACUAUCUCCCGUAACACCAAUAAUACCAUUGCUCAGCUACGAGUAUUUUCAUAGAUACUUCGAAUGAGAGCGCCGUAUCGAGUAGUAUUUCUAGGCUUAGACAUGCGGCGGCAAGUCGAAUUACUCUUUCUAAUAUCCGAAGUCAAGUGAGAGACCAAUCAUGACAAAUGACAUCUCUCUUAGGUUUCACAGUUCAAUUCUAGGGCCGGUUCAUCCUUCAAGGCGUAUCUUUCGAGAUGUUCUCUUUUCUAAUUCAAAGGUCCCAACCAAGGAUGGGGAUAUAUAAAAGGGUAGUCUUGUCCCUCCUUCUAGGGAGAUAGUCUAUCAGUUCCAAAACACAAGAAAUAUCAAGUACCGAUUCUGGCUUCAUUCUGCCUACGUUAACACUUAAACGUCUCUACACCAUCACAAUACUCAACAAUGGCACAACUUCCACCAUCCAUCCAGAAAAGCCUCGACGAGACUAAGGUCGACUAUGUCAGGCUCGGUUCUUCAGGAUUACGUAUUUCUACGCCCAUCCUAGGUGCUAUGUCCCUUGGCUCUAGUCAUUGGCUACCUUGGGUGCUAGACGAAAAUGAAUCUAUUGAGGUUCUCAAAGCUGCCUACGAUAGAGGCCUCAACACGUGGGAUACGGCUAAUGCGUAUUCCAAUGGCCUCAGCGAGGAUGUAAUCGGCAAGACGCUCCGGAAAUACUCGAUUCCGCGCGAGAAAGUGGUGAUAUUGACGAAAUGCUUCCUUCACGUUGGAGAAGAAACGGGAAUAUUCACUGCUCCGUUCGGCCCAAUUCUCCACCAGACGAAGGACUAUGUUAACCAGGGAGGACUCUCCCGCGCGGCCAUCUUCAACUCCGUAGAAGCCUCCCUCAAACGUCUAGGAACGAGCUACAUCGACCUGUACCAAAUCCACCGCUUCGACUAUGACACUCCGAUCGAAGAAACCAUGAAAGCACUCCACGACCUAGUGCAAAGCGGCAAGGUACGCUACAUCGGCGCGAGCAAAAUGUGGGCCACGCAAUUCGCGCGCAUGCAAGCCGUCGCCGAGCGAAACGGUUGGACCAAGUUCAUCAGCAUGCAGAAUUACUACCACCUAUGCUACCGCGAGGACGAAGCUGAGAUGAACCGUUUCUGCAACGACACCGGUGUGGGUAUCAUUCCGUUCUCGCCUAAUUUCGGUGGGAAACUGGCGCGUCCUUUAGGUCAGGAAUAUGACUCGGCGAGAGCGAAGACGCCUGGUCCUGUGCCUAUAGAACUUACGGAUGCGGACCAGGAGAUUAUUCGUCGCGUGGAGAAGUUAGCGAGUGAGAAGGGUUGGAAGAUGAGUCAGGUUAAUCUUGCGUGGCAUCGCGCGAAGGGUACUGUGCCGAUUGUUGGGUUUAACUCGGUAGCUAGAAUCGACGAGGCGUGUGGUGCGCGUGGGAAGACGCUGACGGCUGACGAGGUGAAGUUCCUUGAGGAGCCGUACGUCCCGAAAGCCAUUGUUGGACAUACUUAAGUAAAGAAAACGGGAUUAGUACAGGCGGUGGA